GUUUAGAGUAAUCUCCCUUACAUAAACACUAGCUGGUGCAAUGUGAUGAAAUAGAUUUGGGUUGCGUUUGUUUUUGUAAUAUAUUUACUACUGACAAAACUUUUAGUUGAAACUAUCUGAUACACUAUUUGUAAGUCCUAUGUUGUUGCGGAGAGUGUAUUCUGUACUGAUUCGGAAGAUUCUGCUAAGCCAUCAAAGAUAUGUCCACCCUUCAAAGAAGGGCAACCUUGCAACAAUGAAAUUAGACAGUCCCCAGUUCAAGUCUCUGUUUACUCCCGAACUGACGCGACUUGUGUCAAUUUUUAAGAAAUAUGACCACGAACUGCGUAUUGCGGGAGGGGCGGUCAGAGACCUCCUGAUGGGUAUAGAACCUCAUGAUGUGGAUUUUGCUACGACGGCCACACCGGAUGAAAUGAAGGAGUUGUUUGAGCUUGAAGGAGUGCGGAUGAUCAACAACAAGGGAGAGAAGCAUGGCACAAUCACAGCCAGGAUCAAUGACAAGGACAACUUUGAAGUGACCACUCUGCGUAUAGACGUAGUGACCGAUGGCCGCCAUGCGGAGGUGGAGUUCACACGAGACUGGCAGCUGGAUGCCAACAGACGAGAUUUAACCAUCAACGCCAUGUUUCUUGGUUUCGAUGGUACAGUGUAUGAUUAUUUUAAUGGGAUGUCUGAUCUUCAACAAAGAUGUCUCCGUUUUGUGGGCAAUGCCAGUGAAAGAAUCCAGGAGGAUUAUCUCAGGAUACUUAGAUACUUCAGGUUUUAUGGAAGAAUUGCCAAAGGUCCAAAAUGCCAUGAAGAGGAAACCUUGGCAGCGAUCAAGAAAAACGCCAGUGGUUUAGCAGGUGUAUCUGGAGAACGGAUUUGGGUGGAACUUAAAAAGAUAAUUGUUGGAAAUUUUGCUAGCAGUAUUAUAGAUGACAUGGUUAGCCUUGGUGUUGGAGAAUUCAUUGGUUUUCCACCCCACCCAGAUCUGAAAGAAUUCCAUGCAGUGUGUGAAAGAACCGUGAACCUGUCUCCACAGUGUUUAACAUUGAUGUCGGGCCUGUUCCAAGAUGAACAAGAGGUUUACAUUUUAAACAAGCGACUAAAAAUGUCAAAUGAGGAAGUAAAACUGGGACUGUUUAUUGUGAAGCAUCGGUCGGAUUACAUGACUGACAGGCCUGUCAAGUACUGCAUGGAUCUCCUGAUUGAUUCAGCUGGCAAGGAGCCAAAGGUGAAGGACAAAAUCUGUGAACUUCUCAAAUAUCAUGGUGAGAAAGAAUUGCUGCAGGUCUUUACCGCAUGGACACCACCUCCAUUUCCUGUCACUGGGUAUGAUCUUGUCGAGAGAAAAGUGCCCAAGGGUCCAAUUUUUACAAAAACUUUAAAUGAACUGAGGCAGAUUUGGAAGAAGAGUGAUUUUAAAAUGUCGAAGGAAGAUUUAUUAGCAAAAAUUGAUGAGGUGGUAAAAACAGUUUGAAAAUUAUACAGAUAUGAAUGAAGAUAUACGAAAAUAAUUUGUCUGAAAGUUCCUAAACAGUUAACAAAACCAUCUCCAUUGCACUUUCUUGGAAUUGUAUGGGUAAAAUGAACUUGUUUUGAAAGUAGAGCAAAUCUUACGGAGCAUGUUACAGGAAUAAAAAAAAAAGGUUCCCACGAUUUUAAAUAUUAUAUUUACCAGACACACUGGAUAUGGGAAGUGCAAUGGGUGUCUCAUCACUCUAGGCUAUUUUCAUUUCUGUUUAUAUCCACAUGGUAUGCAGAAUAGCUCAUCACUACAGCUAGCAAUUCAUACCAGACGGAAUAAAUACUGCUGCGGUAUAAUGCCUGUUUAAUGAAAAAAAUGCUGCUCUGUGCGUCCACAAAUAGCCACGUUCUUAUUUAUGCAGUAAUGCUGCCACAAGGAAAAACGUUAAGUAGUAACAGAAAAAUUAUUAUCAUAUUUGUUUAUAUUGAAAAUAGAUAUAUUCCUGCUUCAAUGUUUACAUGUUUAGUUGAGCAUCUUACAACUGAACUACUUUAGUUCAAGUUGGUCAUUAUUAUACAUUGUAGAAACUUUUAGUUUACAACUGAAAGGUGAAGGAAAUGUUUUAUUUAACAACGCACUCGACACAUUUUAUGAAGUUUUAGUCCCCCCCCCCCCCCCCCCCCCACCAAGUGAAAUAUAUAACCAAAUCAGAUAGGUACCUUGUUCCACUAUAUGUAAAAUGUGGAUUAAAGGAUUAAACCUUUUUAUACGAAAAUUUUCUUAGUAAUUUAUUGAAUGCACUUUAUUUUAUUUUUUUAAUAAAAAUAUUUUGAAUAUUGUGGGUGGAAGACCCCCACCAAAUUAUUUCAUUGCUUUAUUUAUUUUUAGGCAUGCUCAUGUUCAUAAAUAAAACUUAGCAUGCAUGUACAUUAAAACCCACAAGUCUUGGUUUUGUCUAUCUAUAAUGAGUGGUAUGUGUUUAAUAUUGGGAUACCAUAUCCAAGAAUCUGAUUAAAUCAUCAGAUAAUCUAUCAUGGACUGACCAAUUAUUUAUAUAGGAUAAAAUGAUCAAGGAACUAUACCGACGUCCAAAAGAAAGUUUACAUGCAUAAAAUUUGAAUAAUUUGAUAAAUAAUGUUGCUAUUAAAAAAGAAUCAAUUUAGAAACCACCUUAAAAACACUUUGCAUGUAUCACAUUUUGAUGUUGAACUUCAUGAUACUUUCAUAUCCCACUGUUUAUUAGCUUUCUAUAAUACAAUGUCAAGCCCUGUAAAGUUCCUUUUGGACAUCAGUAUCCACUCCAGUUAAAAUACAAACACCACACAGCCAUUUUGGUUUUUUGAAAAUUUAUUAAUUAUUCAGAGAUAUUAAUAUGCACAUCCCUGGCAUGAGAAGAAUGUCAUUUGGUUAUACAAAUAUUGUUCCACAGGCAGAGUAAACAAACUCUACAAAAGUCUAAAAAUAUAAUAACUUUGAUAAAUAAGCUUCCUUUGAAGUCUUGUUACAUAUGAUUAUGUGUUUAUAUGGGUUCAAAUGAAAUAUGUACAGGCAGCAAAUUGUGUGCUGAUGGCUCGAGGAAGCACUAUACACAACUGGACAUCCUGAAUUACAAGACAUCACAGUAUGUACAUUAGAAUUCAGUAUUUACAUGUACAACACAAUUCACCAGAUUCACUUCAUUCAGACAGAACCCCCCCAAAAGUAGCACUUUAUGAAGAAUACUUUGAGAAUAUCUUUAUUUUAUGUUAAUGGCUACACAUCUUAAAACACAAUUUGUGACACUUAAUACAUUUUACUCAAUAAUAAAUAUUUUAACCUUAAUAUUGAAA
This is a messenger RNA of Gigantopelta aegis, 3279 nucleotides long. Its product is annotated as CCA tRNA nucleotidyltransferase 1, mitochondrial-like. Lineage: Eukaryota; Metazoa; Mollusca; Gastropoda; Neomphalida; Peltospiridae. The coding region runs from base 140 to 1462 and encodes 440 amino acids. The record is from RefSeq and is a predicted model, not a curated record. The transcript has 8 exons. Gene Ontology annotation, biological process: RNA processing. Gene Ontology annotation, molecular function: nucleotidyltransferase activity; RNA binding.